AUGUGUUUGAGCAGGGGGACAACAGGAUUUGACUCAUUUGAGUGUUUUGCCUACUACAGGGAGAUAACAAAUGUGGUGACAGGAGAUAAGAUUCAAAUAAAAAGAGACAAAGACAAUGUAGACUCAAAAACUGGAGAACGGGAGACGGGAGACGGGAGACGGGAGACGGGAGAUGGGAGACGGGAGACGGGAGACGGGAGACGGGAGACGGGAGACGGGAGACGGGAGACGGGAGACGGGAGACGGGAGACGGGAGACGGGAGACGGGAGACGGGAGACGGGAGACGGGAGACGGGAGACGGGAGACGGGAGGAUGUAGGAGACAAUUGGGAGAUGGCUCAGCACCUUAAGAGGGCCUUACAAGGCAUUUUAACAGGCCAUUCUGAGGCACAGCGAGGCAAAACUCAACAUAAGGUCAUCAAAAGGGCCCUUAUAAGUGCCUUUUAA
Molecule: messenger RNA, 447 nt
Organism: Suillus discolor
Lineage: Eukaryota; Fungi; Basidiomycota; Agaricomycetes; Boletales; Suillaceae
Exons: 3
Coding region: 1-447 (148 amino acids)
Source: RefSeq, a predicted model, not a curated record